Messenger RNA from Pristis pectinata (smalltooth sawfish), 3459 nucleotides. RefSeq names its product nucleotidyltransferase MB21D2-like. The record is from RefSeq and is a predicted model, not a curated record. The transcript is spliced from 2 exons. NCBI's taxonomy places the organism in Eukaryota, Metazoa, Chordata, Chondrichthyes, Rhinopristiformes, Pristidae. The coding region runs from base 149 to 1621 and encodes 490 amino acids.
GGGAGGAGGAGGAGAAGGGAAGAACGUGAGAGAGGGCGGGGUGGGGGUAAACAGCCCUGCAAAGCUCGCUGGAUUUUGUUUUAAAUCCCCAGCCCGGUCUCUCUCUCUCUCUCUCUCUCUCUUUUUUCCCCAUACAAUCUGGUCGAAGAUGGCGGCUACGAACGGUGCAGGCAAUAAACCAAGCCCCAGUGUGUCCAAAACACCGCUGGAGCUGGAUUUUAGGUCUGGCGCUAAGAUCGAGGAGUUGAACAAACUGAUCCAGGAAUUCAGCAGACAAGAUCAGCGGGAAUACGACGAUCACCGAGCCCUUGAAAUCCACACAGCCAAGGAUUUUAUCUUCUCCAUGCUGGGCAUGGUACAGAAACUGGACCAAAAGCUCCCUGUUGCCAAUGAGUAUCUCCUCCUCUCUGGUGGUGUGCGUGAAGGUGUAGUGGACAUAAACCUCGAGGAACUUGGCCUCUACGUUCGGGGAACAGAUUACGACAUGGACUUCACUCUCCUGGUGCCAGCCCUCAAACUACACGAUCGGAACCAGCCAGUCACCCUGGACAUGCGUCACUCUGCCCUCUGCCACUCCUGGCUCAGCCUGCGGCUCUUCGACGAAGGCACCAUCAACAAGUGGAAGGACUGCUGCACUGUGGUGGACCAUGUGAGCGGGGGAGCCAACUACUUCUUCUCGCCCACCCGGGUGGCGGACUGGUUCUACGAGGCCAUUUCUGUCGUGCUCGCCGAGAUCCUGAAGAAGCCCCAGCGCGGGAUGCCCAAGGUCGAGAAGGUGGAGAAGAACCACACGGUGAUCUCUGUUAUCCUGGCCGUGGGGUCCAGCCGCACGCUCUACGACAUCAUUCCCGUGGUCUCCUUCAAGGGGUGGCCUGCCGUGGCCCAGAGCUGGCUGAUGGAGAACCACUUCUGGGAUGGCAAGAUAACAGAAGAGGAGGUGAUCAGUGGCUUCUACCUGGUGCCAGCUGCUUCCCUUAACGGAAGGAAGGAGAAUGAGUGGAGGCUUUCCUUUGCUCGCAGUGAGGUCCAGUUGAAGAAAUGCAUAUCCAGCAGCCUCAUGCAGGCCUACCAAGCGUGCAAGGCUGUGAUAAUGAAGCUCCUGUUCAAACCCAAAGCCAUCAGUCCUUAUCACCUGCGGAGUAUGAUGCUCUGGGCUUGUGAUCGUCUUCCGUCAGCAUUCCUGGCUCGGGAAGACUGCGCGGCCGGAUUCCUGCUGGGACUGAUCGAUGACCUUCAGCACUGCCUGGUCAACCGGCUGUGCCCCAACUACUUCAUCCCCCAAUGCAACAUGUUCGAGCACCUCUCUGACGAGGCCGCCCUCCUCCACGCCCGCAGGCUCUCCUCAGUGCGAUCGGACCCUGCCGAGCACCUGCGGACGGCCAUCGAGCACGUCAAGGCCGCCAACCGCCUGACGCAUGACACCCCACGGAGGGGCAGCGGCUCCGGCACGCCUUCCCCGUCCUCGGACAACGGCUGCGGAGAGGGCCGGCAGCAGGAUGACCGGCUGGCCAAGAAGUUGCAGCAGUUGGUGACAGAGAACCCUGGCAAGUCCAUCUCAGUCUUCAUCAACCCCGACGACGUCACCAGGCCCCACUUCCGAAUAGACGACAAAUUCUUUUGAGAUAACGACUGGAAGAGGAAUGGAGUGUUGCAACAAGUCUCUGAUCCUUGCAGGGACCAAAACACUGUAGGGCCAUAUAAAGCAGUGUCUAAUGCACAAAUCUGGGGCACUGCUACCACAGGCAAACUGCAGAGUCCCGGACAAUCUGGGAAGGUUUAAAUGCAAUGUUUGUUUCCUCGGACUGAUGCAACAGUUGUCAUUUCUGAUGCGCUGUUCAGUAUAAAUUCUGUUCUGUAGGCAAUCGCUCUUAGACUGGAAAUCCCUGUGGCAAAUGAGGGCAACUCUACUGCAACUUGAGACUGGGGUGAUUUAAAGGGACCAGGGAUGUAGUAGUGUUCCCUUAGGAAGGGCUGCUGUUUGGAAUUCCAGAGCAGGGACAUUUGACCUUGAAUUCUAUGGGUUUUCUUGGCAUCUGGUUGGAGGUUCUACACCAAGUGUGUCUCUAAAUCCUCAGAUUGUCCCCUCUUGAAGGUCCUUGCCCUAACUCAUCUGGGUGUUCCACUGGGCUGAUUUAGAAUGUUCUCAACCCACCAAGUUGGGACCAAAUGGUCAAUACGCUUGAAUUAGCUACAGUUUGCCUCCAUUGCAAUGGGGCAGUGAAGGGUGUGAGAGUAGAAUAAGAUCCCUCCUGGUCAUCCAGUGACUUCCCUCUGCAAGUGAAUGGGUUUGUGGUCAAGCAUCUGAAGAAGGGCAAAUGAACACAGGUUUGCAUUGGGCUGUUGUGCCAUCUGAAUUUGAGCAUGGUGCUGGUCAGUCCUACAGCAGAGGAUCUGGGUGAGGGGUGGCCAUGCAUUCAUUGUGGGUGAGCAUAGCCCUGCUGUAUUUGGUUUAGCUACCCUGGGUGGUCUUGCUUUGCAGUCUGGUAUUAUUGGUGAGCUGAGGUGCCACCAACAGAAAAGGCAUUUCUGCUAACUGGUCCACACAGAUCUUCUAGAUCAGAAUAUGGAUUAAAAAGAGCCAGGUGUGUUUUUUCAUGGGUGUUUUUUUUGUGUGUAAAUUUAGGAUCAAGAAGUUUAUUCACUCAGUGUCCUGUCCAACACCUUGUUCUCAACCUCAACAUUUGUACAUCUUGCUGCAGAAAUUGAGUUGGGGCAUAAAAUGGGGCUGUUGGACCAAAAAAGCAGCUAUAAAGUUAUUCCCACUUCAAAUCUUGGCCUGUAGGUGUGACUUGUGCUCAUCCAGGUGUGUUUUUAAACUUUUGCUUGUUUUAAGGCCGUGUUCCAUUAAUUUCAACCUGCAGUGUGAGGUUUUGGGUGGUGAAACAUCCCUUGGUCUUGAGUUUCCAUUGCUUUUAAUCCAGCUACUGCAAGUGCAUUCUAAGAAUUUGAUUAUAAGCUCAGGUGUCUUCAUUAGUAGCUCUAAAUGAACUCUCCCUUGGUCUGAUCCUUCCUGAUGGUUUGGGGUUAUAAUUCUCUUUACUGAAGUGUCACAUCAACAAAACUCUCUCUCAUUUAAGAGCAAAAUCCAGGUACUGUCUUUGGUCUUGAAACAAUUGUGAUUGGAUAUCUUUUAGUUUAUCAUCUUGCUCAUUCUGGAGUUUUAUAAGCCAACAGAUAUUUGGCAAGUUUCAUUAUUGAGCCACAACACUUAUCAGAAGUACUGGAACUUGGGAAUAAUGCAUUUAAAACUUGGCCAUCAAAGUUCAUCCAAUUAUUUAAUAUUGCCUCAAUUCAAACAGUUUAAGGUAACCCAUUUAUUGAACUAGUGUCUCCAGGUUCACAAAUAUUUUCCAACCCACAUCUCAUCUCCGACAACAAGUGGGAGCAAGAGCAGGUUGUCAAGACUUGACCACAGUACCGGUUCCACCAUUCAAUAAACCAUAGGUGAUUCCACAUCCU